GGCUGGUGGCGGGAAGAUUUGUGGCUGAAAGAGAAUUUGGAUCUCCAGUUCAAUUUCAGGAUGGAAUCCAUUUCAGCUCUAACUGAGGAGCUGGAUUCUGUAACCAACGAGCUACAUGCAGUGGAAAUUCAAAUCCAAGAACUUACAGAAAGGCAACAAGAGCUCCUUCAGAAAAAAUCAGUCCUAACAAAGAAAAUACAGCAGUGUUUAGAGGAUUCUGAUGCCGGGGCGAGCAAUGAAUGUGAUUCUUCACCUGCUGCUUGGAAUAAAGAGGAUUUCCCAUGGUCUGGCAAGGUUAAAGAUGUUCUGCAAAAUGUCUUUAAGCUGCAGAAGUUCAGACCACUUCAACUUGAAACUAUUAAUGUUACAAUGGCAGGAAAGGAGGUGUUUCUUGUUAUGCCCACAGGGGGUGGCAAGAGCUUAUGCUACCAGUUACCAGCACUAUGUUCAGAAGGUUUUACACUUGUGAUUUGCCCAUUGAUCUCUCUUAUGGAAGACCAAUUAAUGGUUUUAAAACAACUAGGAAUUUCAGCUACCAUGUUAAAUGCUUCUAGUUCUAAGGUACGCUUCU
Molecule: messenger RNA, 571 nt
Organism: Castor canadensis (American beaver)
Lineage: Eukaryota; Metazoa; Chordata; Mammalia; Rodentia; Castoridae
Source: RefSeq, a predicted model, not a curated record